AUGGAAUUCUCAGGAUCUAGUGAAGAUAACGAAAAGCGUACAAUAUGGAUGAAUAAAAGGAACAGAGAAAGGUUGAAAAAAAGAUUAAAAUGUGAAGAUGUAUACGCAAGGUCGAGAAGCACGAGUCCAGAUGUAUACAGAGAAAUACUCAAUAAAUAUCGCAAAGCAGAAGAAAACAAAGAGGAAACAGGGGAUAAUAUUGGAAAAGAUAUAGAACAUCGUAAGAAGGAUGUAAAUAAUGAUGGAAAACACACACAGGAUAAAACACAUGAUAACAAGGAAUCAGAGGAAACCUCAAACGAGUUAAAAUCUAUACAAACAUCUGUUGAUCAAGUGGAUGAAUCUGAUAGUGAUGACGAAUAUGGUCCUAAACCCUUGAAAGUUAAACCUUCAUUGGAAAAGAGAAUCAACUACGGGAACGAAUUGUUACCUGGAGAAGGGGACGCAAUAGCGCAAUUUGUUCAGCAAGGUAAAAGAAUUCCAAGAAGAGGUGAAGUUGGACUGACAAGCGAUGAAAUCGAGAACUUUGAAAAGAUAGGAUACGUAAUGAGUGGAUCCAGGCACAGGGCGAUCAACGCAAUGAGAAUAAAGAAAGAAUCAAUGGUUUUAACGGCAGAACAAGAAAGGGCUAAGAUGUUAGAAAAAUAUCAAGCCAGAAUGAAUAAGGAGAAUGAAAUAGUAAACAACCUCAAGGAGAUGCUAAGUUAG
Theileria orientalis strain Shintoku is the source of this 708-nucleotide messenger RNA. RefSeq lists its product with no specific name. NCBI's taxonomy places the organism in Eukaryota, Apicomplexa, Aconoidasida, Piroplasmida, Theileriidae. Bases 1 to 708 code for a protein of 235 amino acids. Gene Ontology annotation, molecular function: chromatin binding. Gene Ontology annotation, biological process: regulation of gene expression. The transcript is spliced from 2 exons. The record is from RefSeq and is a predicted model, not a curated record. Gene Ontology annotation, cellular component: nucleus.